Messenger RNA from Helianthus annuus (common sunflower), 779 nucleotides. RefSeq names its product desumoylating isopeptidase 1. Gene Ontology annotation, molecular function: peptidase activity. The transcript is spliced from 4 exons. The coding region runs from base 1 to 717 and encodes 238 amino acids. The record is from RefSeq and is a predicted model, not a curated record. Gene Ontology annotation, biological process: protein modification by small protein removal. Lineage: Eukaryota; Viridiplantae; Streptophyta; Magnoliopsida; Asterales; Asteraceae.
AUGGCCGAGGAGGGCCAAAAGGUGAGCUUGCAUGUGUAUGACUUAAGCCAAGGACUAGCUAUGCAGGUCUCAACUUCCCUUUUGGGGAAGCCUAUCGAAGGAAUAUGGCACACUGGAAUAGUUCUAUACGGUAACGAAUAUUAUUUUGGAGACGGGAUACAACAAACUCCUGUUGGAACUACACCUUAUGGGACUCCGCUAAAAGUGAUUGAUCUUGGUGUCACCAAGCUUACAAAGGAUGAGUUUGAUGCAUAUUUAAAAGAGAUAGGUCCACGAUAUACUCAUGAAACUUACAAUAUACUGAAGCAUAAUUGCAACUGUUUUAGCAAUGAAGUUGCACAACAUGUGGCCGGAACCACCAUCCCUGAGUACAUUCUCAACCUCCCUAAUGAAGUGCUUAGUAGUCCACUGGCUCCUCUUAUAAUGCCACUGAUACAAAAUCUGGAGGCUACAUUGAGGGAUGGUGAUGUUCCACAAGGACUUCAGUUCCAAGCACCUAUCGGAUCAGCAGAAAGCAGCAAUAGUGACGGCUCUGCAACGGCAAACACUAUUCAACCGAUGGUGGAUCCUCUUGGAAAUGCUAGAAGCGUGGUGCAGGAAGAGAUCGCCAAGGAGUUUGCUGCGCUCAGGGCAUCGGGGACGAUGAGCCCGAGUGAGGCUGCAGCUCUUGCAACCAAGAAUGUGAUGCAGAAACAUGGCUUCUUGAAUCCUACCUAAAACUUGGUUUGUUUACUGCUGUCUUUUGGGAAAGUAUUAAGAAAAUUUGUCCAGCUUUUGUG